Molecule: messenger RNA, 3010 nt
Organism: Aspergillus melleus
Lineage: Eukaryota; Fungi; Ascomycota; Eurotiomycetes; Eurotiales; Aspergillaceae
Product: isocyanide synthase family protein
Exons: 3
Coding region: 46-1797 (583 amino acids)
Source: RefSeq, a predicted model, not a curated record
UCGCUGUGACUUUUUCGCACUUCUUUCGCUCGAAGAACACACGGGAUGGUUCGACUGUUGUCCAACUCUCACGGUUCGUCAUCGACCCUGUCUCUUAUGCAGGGUCGAUUCGACGGACCCGCUCUGCAAACGGCCUGCAACAUCCUGGACGUCCUUGGCCGGUACCGCAGUGUUUUGCCGUCGAACGUUGAGGACCGCUCGGACGAGGGCAACCUCAAGUUUCUGUCCAUAAUCUAUGGCCAAGUACGCACACACAAGGCAAUCCAGCUUGUAUUGCCUGCAUUCCCUUUCAAGUCGCCCAACCGCCAGAGCAAGACUCUAGGUAGCCUACCGGACAAGGGCGAAGAGAUUUCCUUAGCACAUUUGAACGGACUCUGCGCUGCGAUCGAGGACAUUUAUUCCCCAGGAGCCAAGCUGACGAUCGCGUCGGAUGGUUUGGUUUAUAACGACCUUCUGGGUGUCCCCGACAGGGAGGUCUGGGAGUACGGACAGACUCUACGUGCCAUGGUCCGAGAGAAGGAAUUCACCAACAUCAACUUUGUCCAUCUGCGCGAUCUUCUCUACAUGGUCAACGAGAUUCCCCUUGACACGAAGACCUAUGAGGAGAGAGCACCACAAUUUCGCGAAGAUCUGAUUCGUAUUCACACUCCCUCGGACCAUGAUGUUAACGAGCGUAUUGCAUCGGAUGACGACGUCUGCACGACGUACCGCGGGUACAUCAAGUUUCUCACAAAGGAUUUGGCACAUACCAUGGAGGAGAGAACAAAAAGCCAACACAAGAAAAAAUGCGAGCAGAUCGCCAAGAAGAUGAUCGUCAGGGGAGCUGCAUUCGCACAAGCCAUCGCCAAGUCCUUCCCUGAUCACGUCCGACUGUCUAUUCAUCCGUCGAAUGGAUCACGAAAGAUCUCGAUCUCUGUUCUUCCGCAGACCGUCACGCCCGUUACGCCUUGGCACUCGGCGCCUUACUUUAGCGUUGACGGACACAUGAAGUUCGAGCAUCGGGACGUGUUUGAUGGUGACGAGAAGACGGAACUCGUCUCUCGGAAUGGACAGCCAAGGUACUUUCGAGAGAAGAAUGACCUCUACUCGUGGUCUAGUGAUGUCAGCAUCGAAUUUAACUACCCUUGUGGUAUAACGAUUCAGGCUGUGAAGGAUACGCGGCCGUCGUUCAAAGAUGUGGACAUGCAGAAGCUCCGUUUGCUCUCUCAAGAAAACUCACCCGUCGUUCUGCGAGGGUUCGGAGAUACUCUUGACCGGGAUCUUCUCGUUCAAAAGGCCGAAGAGAUGGGAACUCCCGUAGGAUGGAAGUUCGGUCUCAUCCUCGAAGUGAAAGAUCACGGAUCCGACGGCAAGGGCUUGAACAACGUUCUUUCUGCAGAAUGGAUGCCGUAUCAUUAUGACGGACUGUUCAAGAUAAAAAAAGAGAUCGACCCCGACGGCAACGAAAAAGUUGUCUCUCUUCCGCCUAAGUCUGUCCUCUGCCCCUUGUCUCAUACACUAUCCAGCGAGCUGACCUUGCAUUUAGAUUCCAAAUGUUUACCGCCAUUACCCCCUCCCCCAAAAACACUGGCUACACACUCUUCGCCCCCUCUCAUCUCAUCUUCGCCAACCUGCCUCCAUCUCUCCCUCUCUCAGCCCUCAGCCCCCUCACCUGGACCGUCCGCACUACCUCCUUCGACGACGCUGUCAUUCCCAACCUCCCCCUCGUCAUACCCCACCCUGCAACAGGGCGACCAUCCCUCCGCUAUCAUGAACCAUGGCCGCAGGAGAGAACAGUCUUUGAUCCGACAAGCGUGACCAUUCAUGGCGUCGAGAGCUCCGAGGCUGUUUGUGCGGUGUUGGACGGACUGUUGCAUGACCGACGAGUCUGUUAUUGGCAUGCUUGGGAAGAGGGAGACUUCUUAGUCAGUGAUAAUGUUAGUAUGAUGCAUACGCGAAGCUCGUUUGUUAGCUUGGCGGAGAGGUGUUUGAGGAGGAUUCAUGUGGAUUAGAUUGGUGAGGCGAGGAAGGGAACGGGUUUGUAUUUAUGAUAUAUUGUAUUUUAGUUUGUUCUUUGUGCCGUGGAGACGGUGAUUAUGGUAGAUGAGAAUGAGAGAGAAACGUUUAAUAUUCAGCGAUAUAUCCCCUUGGUUAGAAUGAAUACACUCCGAGCUUGAACGCAAACAUGUGAGACCUUGCCCUAAGCCAAGAUGUGGUGAAGAAUGAUGAUAAAUUUAGGUCCCUCACGCAUUGCCGAAGAGUUGUGUUAUGUUUCGCUUGAUUGUAAGGUGUUAACAUUGGAAAUAGUAGGACUACAGGACAAGAUUAUUCAGCUUUCUCAUUGAAAUCUUCCAUUUGAUGACUGAUUGAGGUUUUUGUCUCUGUUUGUCACUCAUGCGCCGCCCUUCUUCUCUCCCUUUCCCCGCCACACCCCAAUUCUGGUUUGUCUGAUUUGAUUUUGUAAAGUUCUCAAUUGGCUUCAAACUGGCCCUGAAUCGCCAUUUGACUGCGUGUGCUUUAACAUUCGAGCUUAGAUGUCAGUGAUCAGAAAAUAAGCCAAUUGGAAGCAACCGUUCAGGUACUUAGGUGGAAGGAGUAGGUAGGGUGAUGUUUAUACAUACUACCACAAUGUAAGAAAUAUCAAGGCAUGCGUAUUGAUCUUGGUCACUUUCAUGAUAAGUUAUUGAAAUACAGUGCUAUAUCUCUCAUAAGUGGCAUUCAUCAGCUCUGCAUAUUCAUGUCCUUAUUAGCCAAGAUGAGCAUAAUUACCAAAGACCAGUGGUGGCCGAGCUCUUUUGCUGUAACUGGAUCCACAUAGUAGACAGUAUUGAGGAGACACAGGAGAUGUUAUGGCGCAAGUCUUCAAACAGUGCGGACAUUUGUGCACCUUCGGCUUGGCUUUCUGUUCUUUGCUUUCGACAAGGUCAGCCGCGAAAUCAACUGUUUCCCGUAGGACCUGUUGGAAACUUUUCUCUUUCAGCAACCAAUCAAUAUGACUCAAGGUGAUCUUGACAAUUGGAUUACGGAGGCC